This is a messenger RNA of Aspergillus saccharolyticus JOP 1030-1, 807 nucleotides long. RefSeq lists its product as uncharacterized. Lineage: Eukaryota; Fungi; Ascomycota; Eurotiomycetes; Eurotiales; Aspergillaceae. The transcript is spliced from 4 exons. The record is from RefSeq and is a predicted model, not a curated record. Bases 1 to 807 code for a protein of 268 amino acids.
AUGUCUGUCGAUUCGAAUGGACUCAUUGACCCAGAAGAGGAUGACAUUGAUGUCUUCGAUAAUGCCACUUACAUCGGCAUGAAGGUCUCUUUCCCUGAUGGCUCAACAUGGAAACUACAAUCCAAGCUCCGACACAUCAGCCAUGAAGUGUGUCAGGCAGAAUGUGAAGGCUCGGGCGCUCGAUCCGAGGCUCGCGCGGUGUUUUUGUGCUGCAAGGUGUCUGGGACUGGGCCACCAGCCGCUAUGAUCAAGAUUCGUCUACAGAUUCCGUGGUACAAAACGGCGGGCGAACUGCCUGACGCUCGAGCGAAGCAGGCCAUCUCGGAGACUCCGAGCGUCUUCGACUCGGAGAUUGAAGCCCUGGCUACCCUGACGAGCAGAGGCUGCUCGAGUAUCCCUUCCCUGCUGUCCUGGAAGAAGGAAAGACAGUCAAUCAACGAGGGGGUCCCAGGAGGCUACAAGCUGAGUAUCCUGAUGCAGAGGGUGCCAGGCAUUGAUCUUGAUCCUGGACACCCCGUCUAUCUCGUGCAGAUGUCUCGUGAGGAGCGUGAACUCCUGAGAAAGGCUUUCAAGGCAGCCUGGCUAGAGACGGUUCGUUGUGGGAUCGUCAAUGUAACCCAUGUGGAUGAAUCCAUCGGUAACAUUCUUUGGGACAAAGAAGACCAAAAGUGUCAUCUAAUAGAUUGGGAGUGCUGGCGUUUAUCAGAUGGACGAACAACCUGGGAAGAUCGUCUCUGGGAUCGCUGGAAUGUGCUGCAGAUGAGAGGAUCAUGGAGUCAUUUUGAAGUGUCUCAGUGGCGGCUGUGA